This is a messenger RNA of Sphaeroforma arctica JP610, 1449 nucleotides long. RefSeq lists its product as hypothetical. The transcript has a single exon. The record is from RefSeq and is a predicted model, not a curated record. Bases 1 to 1449 code for a protein of 482 amino acids. NCBI's taxonomy places the organism in Eukaryota, Ichthyosporea, Ichthyophonida.
AUGCUACACCCUGAGCGUCGCAAAGAAGAUGGUAUUGACCGACGUGGAACUAAGCGUCGUCAAUCUAAUCCGGACCGCUCCGGCCCACACCCAGGACAGGCUCUGGAGGGGCAACAACAGGCACGUCUAGAGGUUCUCCACCCUGUUUCCGCUAACGACAAGCAGUCAUCAACGGCACACAGAGAUGAACAUGUCCAUUCAGGAAACGACAUUGUUUUCGAGGGUGAGACCAAGGGAGUUCCCGACCUGCGUGCGGACCGGAGUCAGACCACUACUGGUGAAUAUGUAGCCAGUAAUGGUCUGUCCACCCGUUCGUCUUCGGGUACUUCAGGGGCCUUAUCCUCCAGCAAUGACCAACCGCGCCUUCCACCUAACAAACGUAGACGCUACCGUCAUCGCUUCAACAACAAAGACACGGUAAGAGACCGAUCAUCCGCUCAGAAACUUGCCGAGCUAAUGGCGCAACAGCAGUCACUUUUAGAGAAGUAUGAACAGAGGUUACAGCGCACAACGGCCGAGCGGCCUACAACACGGUUGGCUGCCACUGAGACAGCUACUGGCACACACGAACGGGUGCAUACGUCGCUAGGAAGUGAGGACAACCUUACAUUCCGUAUUCAAGGUCAUACACGUCCGCGCCAUGGACUCGGGUACGAAUCACCUGGGUCAGAGGAACGGUCGACCGAGGGGGGGGAGACUCUGUCUUAUAUUGAGGACACAUCAUAUUUCCAGGAGUUCGCACGGGAACAGGUAUUAGCCAAGCAGAACCCUCACGUGAGCGAGGCGCUGAAGAACAUGCAGGAUCGAUUAAUUACGAACUUUCGCCAACAACAGCGACGACAGUCGUUAGAGAAGGAAGUAGCCAGUGAGUAUGUGCAGACACCCAAGCCGCAGGAGAUGGAUAUACCUAUGCCUCCGCCCACACCGGCUAGUAUAGAGAAAAACCGACAAGCACUACAUGCACGGAUACUACAUUUGAACGAUGAACUAUGCCAAGCAAUCGAGGAUAAUAAUACGGCUCGUGCUGAGGCUCUUAGGGGUGCGAUCGAAACGCUUCGAGCUACGCUAGAGUCCCGUUCAGUGGAAAAGCGUCCUGUACUAUCACCACGUACAUGGCCCGAUUGGUCUUCGAAUAAAUACCACCUACACGACAUCAUGGAACAGGAUACGAGAGGGGCUCUCCUUGAGGUGUUUAAGAACGCGCAAAUCGCAGGAUUAGAUGAUAGUUGGAGCCUUACAUGGUUCCACAAGGUAUUAUCCUACUUUAAGGCGGAGAAGUCAACAUUGGAUUACAUACGCGACAACUCGGAACGAUUGAAGAUGUGGACGCCACAACUACAAAUCGAACAGAUCUGCCCGCAUGAGACACAAGCCACUGUCGAUCCCGCGUUUUGUAAGUGGCUAAGGGCCACAGUCGGAACAUGCAUACCCCUAUCAUGGAACAAAUGA